AUGAGUUCUUAUCUUUCUCUGUCUCUGUUGGCAAUGCUGCUAGUAGCUAUCACUUCAACUGAAGGUUUGCGAGGUUCUGGAUCAAGUGACUGCUGCUAUCGUUUCAACAUGAACCCUGUUCCCCAGACAAGGGUAGUCAGUUACGUGAAGACUUCACAGCAGUGCCCCAUUGCUGCUUUUCGACUGAAGACGGUGAAUGGUCGUUACAUGUGUGUAAAGUCUUCAGUCCAAUGGGUGAAGGACCUCAUCAAUGAGCUUGAUGCCAGAAAAAUUUCUGGCGAAACAACUAACUUGUAA
This is a messenger RNA of Nerophis lumbriciformis (worm pipefish), 297 nucleotides long. The record is from RefSeq and is a predicted model, not a curated record. NCBI's taxonomy places the organism in Eukaryota, Metazoa, Chordata, Actinopteri, Syngnathiformes, Syngnathidae.